This is a messenger RNA of Cottoperca gobio, 2290 nucleotides long. RefSeq names its product reticulon-4-interacting protein 1 homolog, mitochondrial-like. The coding region runs from base 316 to 1623 and encodes 435 amino acids. Gene Ontology annotation, cellular component: mitochondrion. The transcript has 9 exons. NCBI's taxonomy places the organism in Eukaryota, Metazoa, Chordata, Actinopteri, Perciformes, Bovichtidae. The record is from RefSeq and is a predicted model, not a curated record. Gene Ontology annotation, molecular function: oxidoreductase activity; zinc ion binding.
UUCAAAGUGUAGCUUGUUAUGUAGCCAUCUAUCCGGAGAGGGGUGUGUUAUCUGCUUAUAUUUGUAACAGUGUUUUUUAAACUUCAGCUUAUUGUGACACUCGAUAAUACACUUAACGUACACAAAGACGUUACCGCUUAGUUAUUUUACUUAUUAUGUACAUGUUUCCGUAUGCUUUGAGCGUUAACGACGUUUACAUGCUAAUAUUAGCUAAGUAGUUAGCUAGCUAGCCAGCUAGCUGAGUAAGUGUUCUUCUAAAUGUUGCAUUGUACAAAAAGCUGAACUUUGUAAACACAGCAAAGUAAAGUCAGAGCUAUGGCGUCAACCAGGCUUCUGUGUUUGUUCAACGCGAAAGCAGCAGCGACCAAAACAUUAGCCCGAGCAGGCUGGAGUGUGUGCUUCAGGAGAAAUGUCAGCAGUUCACCUUCAAGACUGCAGCACUGUAUGUCAGCCUGGGUCAUUGACCAGUAUGGCACUAAUGGGGCUUUGACGUACACAGAAGAAAUCCCCGUCCCUACUGUCAAUUCUCCCAGUGAGGUGAUGAUUAAAGUUCAUGCGGCUAGUCUCAACCCUCUUGAUAUAUCUAUGAGGGGUGGUUAUGGAGCUACAUUGCUUAAAUUAAGAAGGGAUCCAAUGUCUGUGAUGGGCAAUGACCAUGAUAGUGAGUUUCCUCUGAUUCUGGGUCGUGAUGUUUCUGGUGUCGUGGUGGACUGUGGAUCUGAGGUUACCCAUGUUGCUCCAGGAGAUGAGGUGUGGGCUGCUGUUCCCCCGUGGAAACAAGGCAGUCUGGCAGAAUUUGUGACUCUAACAGAGUAUGAGGUUUCCCAUAAGCCAAAAUUAUUGAGUCACACAGAGGCAGCAUCCAUCCCCUAUGUAGCCAACACGGCUCUGUCUGCGCUUGUCAAUGCAGGUGGUCUUUGCAGAGACAGCUCUUCAAAUAAAAGAGUUUUGAUCACAGGAGGAUCGGGAGGUGUUGGAACAUUCUCUAUUCAGUUAUUGAAGGCCUGGGGUGCCCACGUAACUGUAACCUGCUCGCAUAACGCCGAAGGCCUUGUUAGGGGGCUGGGGGCCGACGAGGUGGUGGACUACACAGCAGGAGAUGCGGCUGAACAGCUAGACAUGAUGGAGAAGUUUGACGUGAUUUUGGACAGCGUGGGUGGGGAAACGGAGCUGUGGGCGAUGGGCCUGCUGAAGCCCUGGUCUGGGGCAAAGUACGUCUCACUAGUAACACCAUUACUCCCCAACACCGAUUCCAUGGGCAUGCUGGACGGGUUGUUACAAGCUGGAUUGUCCCUGCAGAGCAAGGCCAUACAGAACAUCAUUUCAAGUGGAGUCUUCUACCGGUGGGGAGUUUAUGCGCCAGAUGGACCUGCCCUGGACGAGGUCAGCAAGCUGGUGGAUGCAGGGAAGAUCCUGCCAGUUGUGGAGGCCCAGUUUCCAUUUGCCCAGGUGCCGCAGGCUUUCCUGAAGUUAGAUCAGGGCCACGCCAGAGGGAAGACGGUAGUCAGGGUGGCUGAAGAGGACGACGGACGGGCCGAAGAGUUGGUGCAGAACAGUCGCAUGGAGACCGCAGUCGAGUCCGAGCAAGAAGGGCAAAGAACGGCCGAGCAAAACCAAAUUUAGUAAAGCAGAGUGUGAAUGUACCUUCCGUGACCUUUUUACAAGGCUACGCUUGACCCCGGCAGACUGUUAUUCACAGAGAGCAGAGGCGCUUCUGUGGGGGGCAGCAGACUACAAGCGUGACCUGGGCUCGUAAUGGGAGCUUCCUCCUUCCUGUAUGGUCUUGGAAGUUUUCACAAGGUGUGCUGCGUUCCUGUCAUGGUGACGGUGCUCUUAUUUACCAGUUGUGGACUCAUCCAUGCCAUUCAGAUCGUCGUCAUCCAGCUGGUAGACGAACGCUUCUGAUAGCAAUCUGUCCAUAACAAGGAGUCAAAUAUAAUGUUGCAAAACUUUCAUCAAUAGAUGUUUAUCCUCCAGUGUCAGCAGCGAGAUUACGAUAUUUGCAUUUCUUCUUUUUUGCAUUUCUCCAUGUCGGGUUAUUUGACUGUGGGAAUCUUUUUCAACUUUGUGUUGCGUCUCACAUGAUGUGAAUGCAGCUUACAGUAAGUGAGUUUGGGUAAAUAAUGAAACUCUAAAUCUGAAGCACUUUUGCAUUUAGUCUGAACAUUGUUGUAAACCAGGUGCCGCUCAAUGGGCUGGACAAUGUAUUAAAGAAAUGUCUUGACAAAAAUACUUUAUUCUGAAAACAAGAGUUGUGUGUUGUGUAAUUCUGAUUAAACAAAGGAAAAAA